Molecule: messenger RNA, 1607 nt
Organism: Rubroshorea leprosula
Lineage: Eukaryota; Viridiplantae; Streptophyta; Magnoliopsida; Malvales; Dipterocarpaceae
Source: the annotation of a GenBank genome assembly
CCCUAAGCCACCGACUUCUUCCUCCUUUGAAAACCGGUAGAAGACUUGAAAUUUCUUCUUUCCUUCUUGUUCAAGAACUGAUUUGGGGCUUAGAAUCUUCCCUCUCAACCCAGAAAUCCCGGAUCUGCUCUGCUUCUUCCUCCCUUGUCCGUCGGGUUCUGUUGGGUUUGAAUCCUUCGGCUUUUUUUGGUAAGAUUUAGCCAUGAAUUCAUCUCUUUAGCUUUGAAUUUGGCUUGGGUUUACCUUGAAUUGUGUUUUGGUUUUUGGAUUGGGUAGCCGCGAGUUCCCUUGCAGAAUUUCUUCUUCUCUGCCGUCGGCUUCUCCCCCCUGCUAGGCGCGGUUUUGCUUGUUAAAUUCUGGUUUUGAUCGUUCUGUCACCGUAGCGCUUGGGUUAGCCUUCGGUUCUGUGCGAGUGAGGUAAGUAAAUUAUGGUAAAGCCCUUCGAUUUUAAAGCAUGUUUUAAACUGUUUUUGAGAUGGUGGCAAGGUUUUAAUUGAUUUUAAAUUGAUUUUACCAGCACUUGAGUGUGAUUAGCUGAAAUGGAAAUUGUGAUGGUUUUCAUGAGAAUUUCCUUGUUUUUCUGGAAAUUGAGCAUGACUGAAAUGAAAAUGAGAAUUUCAUUGUUUUUUUCUGGAGUUUAGCAUGCCCAUUUGGAAUUGACUGAAUUGUUUUGAUGAACUGAGAGUUUGCAAAUUCUGAGGUUUCUGUUAAACCCAUGUUCACAUGGAAUUUUCUGGUUAUUUUUGAAAUUUGGGAUUUUGAUUGUGAAUCCUGCAUGGUUUUGUCUCUGAUAUGGUCAUGAUUUCCGAUCCCCGCUAGUGGGUGUGUAACACUUCCGAUCCCCGCUAGUGGGUGUAACGUUGGCACUCCUGAUCCCCGCUAGUGGUGGGUGUAACGCUAGCACAUGUCGACAUGUUUACUGAUGAUCGGUUUAUUCUGACGCUUGCCGCUGGGCGAAUACAUUGGCAAAUUUCUGUCGCCUGCCAGUGGGUUGUUAUAACACUGGCCAUGACUUAUAGAUGAGACUACUGAACUGAGUUUUCUUCAGCAUUAACGGUUUGUUAUGAGAUGUUUUGUUAUUGAACUGAAUCUGAUUCUGCAGUAACGGUUUUGUCAUUGAACGUUUUGCUAUUGAACUGAACUUGAUUUCCGCAUUAACGGUUUAUUAGUGAAAGUUUUGCUAUGUUUACAUGGUUUAUCUGGCAUGUUAAAAGUUUUACCCAAGGGCUAUCCAUAUUUACUUACUGAGUUUAUCUCAUAGUUUUCCUUGUCCACCAUUUCAGGAUGCGAAACCGAAGACGGGGAAAUCAAGGGGAGUGACGAGUUAGAAGGCUAGCCACUUGUAAUUAAUAUAGAUUUGAGAUAUAAAUUCAUUUCGCAGAUUGUUAGCUUAUAAGAGAUUUGAUCUAGAGAUUUUGAGAUAAUUGAUUUGAGUUAUUGGAUGGUCAGAUGUGAUUUGAAUAAGUUCCGAGCCUUGUGCAUUCGUGGGACCCUCUCACGAGUGCACGGCGUCUGUCGUGCCUCGGAUUUGGGUUCUGGGGCGUGACACUCCUAUUUUAGUAAUAGCAAACAAAUGGGGGAUGUCGCAAUCAACCUGCUAAGUUAUU